AUGUCGCGGGAGAGAACCAAAAGAGGCGCAAGAGAGUACGGCCAACCGGCUAUACUCGGUGUUUUUGAAAUUAAUAGUAUAGCCGAAUGGCUAUACGCUGUGAAAUUAAUCACAUUGCUUAUAACGUUGAACUUUAAGACGGUUGAUGCUUUUGAAGAGAAGGUGGUUGAUCUUGACAUUGAAGAGAUUUGA
Prunus armeniaca (apricot) is the source of this 192-nucleotide messenger RNA. The record is from the annotation of a GenBank genome assembly. NCBI's taxonomy places the organism in Eukaryota, Viridiplantae, Streptophyta, Magnoliopsida, Rosales, Rosaceae.